AUGUUGUCCCGCAUGUUAUUCACCCUCAUCAACAACCUCCGAGUCAUUGAGAAGCUGGCGGAGUCCCGGCCGAUCCGCAGGGCGGCGCAGAUCACGGCCUACGCCAUCACAAAGGCUCAGAUCGCCGGACGGGACGCCUCGGAGCGGGUCAUGCGGUCCCAGACGAUGCGGCAGGUCCAGCAGGAGGCCGGAAGAGUCCCCGGUGACCUGGGAGACGUCGGCGGCCGCCUCAAGAAAAUCCGAGACACAUUUGUGAGUGAAGUGAAGGAGGGGUGGAAGGACGGCUCCAGGCAAAUAAAGAAAUAAACCGGCCCGACUGUCGGAGACUCGAGUCAUUUACAGCCAUCACGCACUGUUGUCAUGUGGGAUCCUGGUUGACUCAAAGCAGUCUGCACGGAGCAGGCAAACACGAAUCCUACCAUGUCCGUCUGAGUUGUUAUUAAAGUUUAUAACUGAUGCCAAACCUGUGAAUGUCAUGAUUUGACAUGAGAAGAUUCAACGUGUAAGACACACAGACUGUCACUUAAUAACUCGGCACUGCUGGAACAUAUUUGUCCUCUAAUGAUGGAAAUGAUUAUUUUAUUAGGUUAAUAAUUAAGUGAGGUGAAGCAGUUGGAAUUCUGAUAGUCUUACAACAGUAUAUUUGUAUUUUUGAGGGUAUGGUGUAUUUAAUCCCUCCUAAUAAUUCAUACUGUAACACUGGCUAAUUGUCAAUGAACAGAUCUACAACAUUUUGAAUGUUUGUUACUUUGCUUCUUAUAGAAUGUACUUUCAGAGUUUUUGGACAGUCAGUUAAAGAAAAAUGACUUUUCAGUUGACCUCAUUUGAUUGUGCAAAUUUGUGUUUGGAUGGAAAUGACUCCUGCCAUAAUAGACCAAGAAUGAAAACCUACUCUAAGGUCGACCUGCUUACACAGACCUAAACCCACAGUCCUGGUUUCACCAUAUAAUCCAUAAUAUCCUUUUUGUGUAUGUACAUAUGUACACAGAUUAUAGACUUCUUUACAGAGCACAUAUGUAACAGGUUAUGGGAAUAUUGUUACUGGUAGUUUGAUCUGUGACUAGCCAUAAUAUACUACAGUAACUUAGA
Molecule: messenger RNA, 1089 nt
Organism: Betta splendens (Siamese fighting fish)
Lineage: Eukaryota; Metazoa; Chordata; Actinopteri; Anabantiformes; Osphronemidae
Gene: ncbp2as2
Product: NCBP2 antisense 2 (head to head)
Exons: 1
Coding region: 1-306 (101 amino acids)
Source: RefSeq, a predicted model, not a curated record